GUGCGCAUGCGCGUGAUAAGCAUGGGACAUGGACUAUGCAGACUGUUCUCGUAUUGAUAGUGGUAUUGAUCUUUUUUUAAACAGAAAUGAACUUUAUCUAAACUCCAGCCGCAGAGAGACUCUUUAAACUCCCGGGAGAGCGGGCUGAGGUCCUGCAGAGCUGGGUUAAUGAUUAACCGGGCUGGUUCUUGUUGACAGAAGCUGGUUCAGUAGGGCAGAGGAGCUGCGGGAGGAACAGAAACAUGUCAGCUCUGAAAUUCUGCGCCAACAUCUCGUGGCUGUUCACCGAGCUGCCCGAGUUCAGCCAGCGGGCACAGGCUGCUGCCCGCGCCGGCUUCCAGGCGGUGGAGGCGGCGUGGCUGUACGACUCUGACCCGGGAGAGCUGCGGAGCGUCGCGGAGCGGACCGGGCUGGAGGUAGCGCUUAUAAACACUCCCCCGGGUGAUUUAAAGAAUGGUGAUUUGGGACUGGGGGCUGUUCCUGGGAGGGAGCAGGAUUUCAGGCAGGGUUUGGAUCAGGCAGUUCAGUAUGCUAAAAUAUUGAACUGCAAGAGGAUUCACCUGAUGGCUGGGAGAGUACCCACAGGUACAGCACGGCCUGCCAUCGCUGUGGAAAUGGAGGCAACGUUUGUUCAAAACCUCAAAUAUGCUGCGGACAUCCUCGCAAAGGAGGGAAUUAUUGGCUUGAUUGAACCAAUAAACACGAGGAUAACAGAUCCUCGGUAUUUCCUGGACUCACCACAUCAGGCUGCAGCAAUACUUCAGAAAGUUGAUCGCCCAAACAUCAAGUUACAAAUGGACGUUUACCAUUGGCAGAUAAUGGAUGGGAACCUGACCCAGAACCUCCAAAAAUAUUUCCCCCUCAUAGGUCACGUCCAGGUCGCUCAGGUUCCAGACCGCCAUGAACCCGACAGUCCAGGUGAGGUCAACUUCCUCUACCUGUUUAAUCUGCUGGAAAAACUGGGCUACCAGGGAUAUGUGGGCUGCGAAUACAAACCAGCGGGUUCCACAGAAGCAGGUCUGGGGUGGGUGAGAAAAUACUGGGAGGGCAAGAAGUGAGAAAAACUGCAGUGUGUCAAGAUCAGAAUUGAGUUUCAGUAGGACAUAAUGGAACAACACCCCCUAAACCCUCCUCCUCCUUCUUGUCCUCUACUCCAUCAGCAACAUUUAAUCAUGGAGGAAAUCUCUUACUGUUACUGGCUAAGAGGCACUGGGGGGAUUGGGGGCAUUCAGCGUGUGCCAGUGUGUGUUUCGCUUGCAGGAAUCAAGGCCAGCGAAUGCACGCAUAUUUGGAGAAAUUGGGGCAGUAAUUACACACACAUUUACUGAUGGGCUUGUUUAGAUGGAGCCCCUUGUCUGGUGGAGAUAAGCCUGGAACCCAACGCUUCAGCAACAACUUCCUCUGCCAAAGGCAUCAUAAAUACUCAAGACAAUACUCCCAACAGGAAGCUGCUGCUGCUGCUACUGCUGUGCACAACUUCUUACUUUCAUCAUCUGGAACAAUAUAAAAGUCCUUUUUUU
Molecule: messenger RNA, 1520 nt
Organism: Astyanax mexicanus (Mexican tetra)
Lineage: Eukaryota; Metazoa; Chordata; Actinopteri; Characiformes; Acestrorhamphidae
Gene: hyi
Product: hydroxypyruvate isomerase
Exons: 8
Coding region: 243-1058 (271 amino acids)
Biological process (GO): glyoxylate metabolic process
Molecular function (GO): hydroxypyruvate isomerase activity
Source: RefSeq, a predicted model, not a curated record